UUACAGGACUUGACGUCUCAGAGGAGAAGAGAGAUUGCAAUCACGGCAGCUGCCCUGCAAGAUCACAUGGCACGGAGCCUGGACGCACUAUGCUAUGACCCUCGAAAGGCGAGGUGCAGUGGAAGAGCACCCACAAACAGCAGAAGUACCCGAGGAAGAAGGAGAGCGGGAGAUAAAGGUCUCCAUGAACGAGAUGGGCAAGAAGAGGAGGAAUAUGUGCUUGAUCCAGAUCCACCUCGACUGACACUGGCUCAGAGGAUGGGUUUGGUGACACCCCCGCCGAGGAGACUGACAGAGGACGAAUGGACUCGGGUCAAGGCUAGGUCUACUGAGCAGGGGGAAUCUGCUCAGCCCUGUGCAAUAUGCAGGGAGGAGUUUCACCUUCAGCCUCAGGUGCUGCUGUCUUGCUCUCAUGUUUUCCAUAGAGCAUGUCUGCGGGCCUUUGAGAAGUAUUCUGGGAGGAAGUGCUGCGCCAUGUGCAGGAAGGAGCAGUAUGAAACACGGGUGAUCUAUGACGGGGCUCGCCACUUCAGAAACCGCUGUGCCACCAGAAUUCAAGCAUUUUGGCGAGGAUACGUUGCUCGAAAGUGGUACAGAAAUGCAAGGAAGACCAUCUGCCCAAAAGACAAAGACCUUCGGCGCAAAUUCUUUGAAGCAAAGUUGCAGGAAUUGAAUGACAGCUUUGUCCGAUACUGUCACACCGAUGUGGAGGCUUUUCUGAGUGAUAUCGACCGCUCCUUGUCAUCAAGCAGACGAGUGUUCCACCAGCUGGAGAGAAAGCACGUCUCCGACUCUCAAGAGAGCGACUUGGACAGAAUACAGAGCCAGGUUUUGCUGAGAGACGUCCAGGACUGUCCCAUCUGCCUCACCGCACUCUGCCGCCCCAGCACUGGAACCAAGCAACAGGGAUCCAGACGAACCCUUCUGCUGUCUUGUUCCCACCUUUUCCACCAGCCCUGUCUAGAGACCUUCGAGGCCCUCCAUGUAGACAGCAGACCCACCUGUCCCAUGUGCAGAUCUGAAUACUCCAAAAGACUUUUGUGA
This is a messenger RNA of Myripristis murdjan (pinecone soldierfish), 1044 nucleotides long. RefSeq names its product ring finger protein 32 (gene rnf32). Gene Ontology annotation, molecular function: protein binding; metal ion binding. The transcript has 6 exons. The annotation marks the transcript as partial. The record is from RefSeq and is a predicted model, not a curated record. Lineage: Eukaryota; Metazoa; Chordata; Actinopteri; Holocentriformes; Holocentridae.